GUGUUAGCCGAAUCUGAAAAGUUUCAGUACCCUUCCCUGCCCACCUCCUAUCAUCCCUUGCUUCUCAAACUUUAAGGAGAAAGAGAGGAUGGAGCAUGAUUGAUUGUUAUCUGGCCUGGUAGUUUUAAUCAACAGUCUGCUGCUGUCGCUGCUGUACGUGGACGCUGUGGUUGAACUUACUCGCCAUGGCUCUUCCAUUUGGGGUUUCUUGGCUUUGCACUCUGCUGUCAUGGGGCUUCAUUUGUUUUCUUCCUCAAAACGGUUACAAUCGUGUACAUGGCUACUCUCUCCAUGAUGAUGCAUUCACUAGCCAUGCAGGCGUGCUUGGUCCCCAAACAUCAAACCAGUUUCAUUCUGGAGCAUCUUUAAACACAAACCAAGACUCCUUUAGUCCAAAGGAUGAGAUCCAAGCUAUGAGAGACCAAAGCUUUGUUUCCCUCCAGAGAGAACCAGUCUAUCAUGAAAACAAUGCGGAUGCUGGCUCUGUUAGUAGCCUCAGUGAAGAGAGGGAGCAAAGCAGACAAGACUCAGAACAUGAUGUCCCGUCCAAUCCCUCCGUGCAGAAAUAUGAGCAUGAAAGUUCUGGUUAUCAAAACCCCUUCGGCCUUUUAGUGAAGGAGCACACACAAGAGACAACCGCGGAGGGAAUCAGUUUCCCAACAAUCAGAGAGUUCAAACGGUUUGUAGAAACAAUGAAAAGCUCCUUCUUACGACCAGGAAGUGACAUGAGCAGUCACUUUCAAACCGCACGGCAAAUGAUGGAAAACGAGAUUGCUUCUAAUGCUGAAAAUACUGAGAAAGAGCCUGACACAAGCUAUAGGUCUAAUUCUGCAAAAGAAGGCACUGCCUAUGAUGACGCACGAGAAAAUGAAUUCUGGAGUGAACCUAUGAAUGCAGCGUUUGAACAAAGUGAACAAGAAGCCAACUACCAAAUUCCAAGUGAAAGCCUCUCUGUCCCUGAUCCUGUCUACUCCACUGAAAGUCUCAUUUCUACCAGUGUUUAUGACAACCAGGACUCAGGCCUGGGCUCUGCUCUCUACCCACACCAUCAUUUAGCAGCCACAGAGCAUGUUUUGAGUAAUUAUGGAAGUUUUGACGCUGCUGGCACUUCUGGGGAAAACCCUGAUGUUUUCACAAGUGCUCCUCAUGUGCGAAAUGAAGAUUUCCAGUCAACAAGCUACAUGCUCCCUGAACAAAGCCCCUCUGGCUCAUUCUUUGGGGAAGAUUUGUCUUUCAGUAGCCAUGUGACUGCAUUCCCUGUCAACCCUCCAAACAGCCCCUCUCAAGAUUUCAACAUAACUCCCCUAACCACUGAAAAGAAUAUCCAACAACCAGAAUAUACAUCUCACAGUGAAGACUCUUCAACAGGGUAUCAGAAACCAUCUAGUGGCUCUGAGCUUGGGAAAGAUUUCCAAAAUGAAGAGCAAGGCAGUGUCCUGUCUGCACCAAUGCCUCCAUCUUCCUAUGGCAACAGUGUAUAUGUCAGUGCACCAAGACGUCAACACUACAUCCCAGAAUAUCAACCAAAACAUAGGGAUAGACCAGCCUUUUCAUUUCAGGCAUAUCAACCCACUGUUGGCAAGAAACCAAAGGAUAAAAACUACACUCCCACCGCCCACCUGCCUGCAUUUACUGGUUCUGUUUCUUCAAGCUCUGAUGAUCCUUCAUCACAGAGUAGCAGUGGUCAUGUGGGAGUUCAAACAAGUAGCCCACAUGAUGCUCAGGACCAAGUGUUCAACAGGAAAAAGCCAGUCAGAUUUCACCCUGUGAAGCCCCCCAGCUCUCUUCAAGGCUCGAGCGGCAACAACAGCUAUCUCAGAGACCAGACAGUCAAUGUUAGUCGCCCAUUCAUGCUAAAUACCCGUACAAAAGAUGAGAAGCAGAAUCUAGUCUCUUCCACACAGGGAGCAAAACAAAUGGCUCACAAUACAUUUAUUCCUGUUUCUAGUGGCUCAGGUUUAACCCAGAGUGGGAUCCCAUCUCAGGUCGGUGAUGCAAUUUUCAACACUAUAACUAACUCGGCUCCAACCUCAGCAUCAGACAGAGCCUUUUCAAGAUUAGCUGGCAAUGAAAUCAUGUCCAGGAAGUUUGGAAUCAAGAAUAUAAUCUCUGAUAUACGUGGCGCCAGAAACCCCCUGGGCUCAUUUCUUACCCCACGAAGACGAGGCAUUUUUCUAAAUGGCGGCUAUGUGAGUAAACCGCUGUCUGCAUCCAAGGUUUCUGCUUCUACUUUAAGUGGUGUCUUCUGGAGGAAUAGUGGCAACACAAAGAGGCUUCCUCCUCAAACAGGCCCUAACAUGUCACCUCCACCUGCAUACAUUGUGCAGUCCAGAAACGGCUUCAUGAGGAGCAAAGUAUCUCUAUCAAAUACCCAUUAUGCACCAUAUCAGCUGGAUGGAUACAAGAACACUGUAUCCCGCAAUGUAAAAGGAUUUUAUGAACAGUAAAGGAGGAUCAGAAAGUGAAAGAGGAAAUGGUGAAAUCGCUGACAGCAAGUCCUUUUGUAAAUAUGGUGCCAUCUUCAACUGAAGUCUCUGCAGUUACACAAUUCCACUCCAACUACUAUUAAAGUCGUUUACCCCCUUGU
Messenger RNA from Epinephelus lanceolatus (giant grouper), 2587 nucleotides. RefSeq lists its product as uncharacterized. Lineage: Eukaryota; Metazoa; Chordata; Actinopteri; Perciformes; Serranidae. The record is from RefSeq and is a predicted model, not a curated record.